This is a messenger RNA of Carcharodon carcharias (great white shark), 2511 nucleotides long. It is a transcript of the gene gpr183a, whose product is annotated as G protein-coupled receptor 183a. The record is from RefSeq and is a predicted model, not a curated record. Bases 259 to 1452 code for a protein of 397 amino acids. The transcript is spliced from 4 exons. Gene Ontology annotation, molecular function: G protein-coupled receptor activity; oxysterol binding. Gene Ontology annotation, cellular component: membrane. NCBI's taxonomy places the organism in Eukaryota, Metazoa, Chordata, Chondrichthyes, Lamniformes, Lamnidae. Gene Ontology annotation, biological process: G protein-coupled receptor signaling pathway.
AAAGGGUUGCACACUCUCAUGGAACGGGCUAAACCACAGGAAACUGAUAAGCUAUUCAAAGAUUUGAGCUCACAGUUUUAAAAAAAAAACCAACACGUCAAAAUUUAUUUUAUCUGAUUCAAGGCAGGUGCCUUCAGUGUUAAACGAAUUGAAAUUUGGCACAAUUCAUCACAAGAUCAGAGGAUAGGUCCUCAGACAGAAAUUGAAGCUCUUUAGUGUACACACGGUUACUAAGCGAGGAACAGCUUGAAGGGGCAGAUGACAAUUUUAUAUAGUUUAGAAAACGACUGUACUAACAGGUAUGAUAUAUGCAAGUCUUCAUUUAAAAACACUGCAGGAGGUCCAGUUUCCGUAGAACCAGUGGGAAUGAGCUUGACCAUUACUAAUUCAACAAUGGAUCACAACAGUUCUGCAAACACUACUGAAUGUAAUCUUUACACCCACCGCCACACAAUCAGUAUUGUUUUACCUAUCGCCUACUCCAUUAUAUCCGUAGUUGGCAUCUUUGGGAAUUGCCUUGCCGUAUACACCAUCAGGAAAAAGCAGAAGAAAAUCAAUUCAACUACACUUUACUCCAUGAAUCUGGUGAUCUCAGACAUUUUCUUUGCAGCCAUUUUACCUGCACGAAUAAUAUAUUACGCACGAGGAUUUAACUGGCCAUUUGGUGAAGCACUCUGCAGAAUUACUGCAAUGAUCAGUUACAGCAACAUAUAUGCCAGCGUAAGUUUCAUGACCUGCUUAAGUUUGGAUCGGUUGCUCGCCGUAAUAUAUCCAUUCCGCUGUUCUAAGUUCAGAAAUGUCCGCAAUGUUAAAAAAAUCUGCCUUGUUGCAUGGGCCAUUAUUCUUUGCCAGACAGCACCACUGCUGUUUAUCCAAAUGUCUAACAACAUUGAAGACAAAUUCUUGACGUGCAUGGAAUAUCCAAAUUUUGAGUCGAUUCCAAAUCUUCCACAAAUGCUGCUGGGCGCUUGUCUAAUGGGUUACGUGUUGCCUGUGGUUAUUAUGCUGUUUUGUUACUCUAAAGUCAGCUGUAAACUCUUCAAAUCAGCAAAGGAGAACCCCUUGACAGAAAAGUCAGGAAGAAACAAAAAAGCCAACAACAUAAUCCUGCUUGUACUUUGCGUGUUUUUCAUAUGCUUCACUCCCUACCAUGUAGUCAUUAUGCAACACAUGAUCAAAAAGCUGCACAAGCACACAAUACCCUGCCAGGAGCAAAUGAACUUUCAAAUAGCUCUCCAUGUGACUGUUACCGUGAUGAACUUCAACUGCUGCCUGGACCCUUUCAUCUACUUCUUUGCCUGCAAGGGCUACAGGAGCAUUGUCCUCAAGGUGUUCAGACAGCCCAUUAGCGUGUCUUUUUCAAGUGGAGUUAAGACAGCACAGGAAAAUAACUCACCAGGGGUAGGGAAUCACUUGAAUGCAACAGGGUCAACCUCUGAUGCCAAACUGUAGAGACAAUUUACUCAAGUAUACUGGGAAAACCCACAGCCAGCAAAAAAGGACCUCAAUUCAUUUUCUGAUCAAAAUUCUAAAUGUAUGCAUUAAAUAGUGGUUCAUGCACAUAUUGUACAGAAGUAAACUGACGUAAUUUUUCAAAAAAAUCUUAAUUUACAUGUAGUUUUCCUCUUACUUGGAAAAUUCAUCCCACAGAGACAUCCAAAGUGCAAAUUUUGGUCAUUUUCCAUUUACAAUUAAUUAGAAAAUGUCCUGCAGUGUCUUGGUGCUCCCAAUUCUACAGGAUUCCUGACCUCUGAAGAAGAGUCAUUCGGACUCGAAAUUUUAACUCUGUUUCUCUCUCCACAGAUGCUGCGAGACCUGCUGAGUUUUUCCAGCAUUUUCUGUUUUUAUUAUCUAUGGGAUUCACUCUACCUUGGAUGCAGUUGCAUGGCAACUUUGGCUGUGCUUUGCACACAGCUCAUCAUGGUGGGAGUAAUAUCGCCUGUCUCCAUUCUGGCUCAACUCAUCAGCUGCUGACACCCUCAUCCAUGCAUUUGUUACCUGCAAUCUCAACUAUUCCAAUGCCUCCCAUCUUGCAUCAUCCAUAAACUUGAGUCAAUCCAAAACUCUGCUGCCUGUAUCCUAACUCGCACCAAGUUCUAUUCACCCGUCAUCUUUUUACUUGUUGGUCACCAAUGGCUUGCAAUCUGGCAAUACUUUCAUUUUAAAAUUUUCACUCAUGUGUUCAAAUCCCCUCCAUGCCUUUUCUAGCUAUAAUUUCUUCCAAUCCUACAGCCCUCCAAUUCUGGUCUCUUGCAUUUUAAUUGCUCCAUCACUGGCAACCAUUCUCUCAGCAGCCUGGGCCCCUAAGCUCUGGAAUUCCCUCCAUUCCUCUCUAACACUCUCUCAUCCUCUAACGCUUAAAAUGUACCUCUAUGACCGCAGUACUGGUCACCUGUCUUUCAAUCUCUUUAUGGGACCUGGUGUCAAAUUUUAAUGGACAAUGCAUUUGUGAAGUACCUUGAAAUGUUUUAUAGGUUGAAGGUGACAUAUAAAUACAAUUUUUGUUGUAUU